Molecule: messenger RNA, 1513 nt
Organism: Spea bombifrons (plains spadefoot toad)
Lineage: Eukaryota; Metazoa; Chordata; Amphibia; Anura; Pelobatidae
Gene: XRCC4
Product: X-ray repair cross complementing 4
Exons: 8
Coding region: 178-1188 (336 amino acids)
Biological process (GO): double-strand break repair via nonhomologous end joining; response to X-ray; immunoglobulin V(D)J recombination
Cellular component (GO): DNA ligase IV complex; nucleus; DNA-dependent protein kinase-DNA ligase 4 complex
Molecular function (GO): DNA binding
Source: RefSeq, a predicted model, not a curated record
GACUGGGAGACCGAGUCCAGUCCUGAACCUGCCGCCAGUUGCUAGGUGGUGUGAUGUCACGCAGCCAGUUAGGAUUUCUGAUUGGCUGCACGGGAUAGCCCCCGCUGCAGCUUGGCCGUGCUGGGGGUGCCGGGAACAAGGAACAAGUUGCAACAAGUUACGUUUUCCAGUGAGAAGAUGGAGAAAAAAGUCCAAAAAAUAAGCCUGACAUCAGACCCAGAAGCAGUUUAUUUUAUUCAGAUUGCCUGGAAGAAAGACUUAGGGAACGGGUUCAACGUAACCGUCUGUAAUGGUCAUUCCGCAUGGAUUGGUGAAGUGUCUAAAGAAGACAUUACCAAGGAAGCAAAUGACAUGGAAAUGGACAGGAGAAAAUAUGUUGACGAAUUAAAGAAAGCUCUUAUUUUGACCAUUCCCCCCAGCGCCAAGUACAGUUUUGAUCUUAUGAAAGAUGGAGACAGCUCAGAAACGUUUAGUUUUACAUACGAGAAAAAAUUAAAGGACCUUUCCUAUAAACUUGGAUCACUUAAACUUGCCAAAUCCCAGAACCCUGCCGACAUCAUCAGAGACUUGAUCGACUAUUGUCUAAAUCGUACAAUGGAGUUAUACAACCAAAAUGAUCACCUGCAGAAGGAAAAUGAAAGACUUCAGAGUGAUUGGAAAGAUAUGCACGAACAACUCCAAAAAUGUGUGAGUUCCAAAGAAGAACUAGAACAAGACCUUUAUACGAAAUUUACCUAUGUGCUUAAUGAGAAAAAGGGAAAGAUAAGGAGCCUAAAGGAAAAGCUAGAUCUGGCACAACAAAGAGUACAACAAACAUGUGACAAUUCUGCUUUCGAUACGGUUCCUGUUAGUCAAAUAAAGGAUGAUGACUAUGGAGGGACAACAGAGGAAGAAACUGAAAGUCAGGAAGCCACUACUGCUCCAGCUACAUCAUCCAAGCGUCGCUCCCUUAUCAGCAGUCCAGAUGAUUCUCCAGACAUUGCACCAAGCAGAAAGCGGAGGCAACGGGGACAAAAAAGUUAUUAUACAGAAGUGAAAGCUAAAAACCCAAGGCCAGAAAUAAAAGAGAAGCAGAGAUGUAAUACAGCCCUUUCCAAAGUGACUUCCAAGAAUUCCUCAUCAGAAAGAGCGUCUUCACAAACAUCAAAAAGCACUCCAGAUCCAGAUGACCUCUUCAGUGACAUUUAGCUGAUCCCCUAAUCCAGCUUUACUUAAAACAAACAGAUUUAAACCAAUUAUGAUGUGAUAAAUGUAUAAUGUUUCUACAAAUGGAUCGCUUGUUUCAUAGACAUGCUAAAUGCUUGUCUUCAAAGGCUUAGCGUUUUACUAAUAGAUUUGAAAUUUUGACAUGUUUACAAAUAUUUUUUACACUCCUGAGAUGUAUGUUUUUCAGAAUGAAAUGGGAUUAAAGAAAUUGUUAUAUUUUGCUAAUUAAUUUUACAUCCUGCAAACUAAUUUAGUUUACUAUUUUACACAAUGAAAUGACAUAACAAUAAACAAUAUAAUAAGGCAU